This is a messenger RNA of Pleuronectes platessa (European plaice), 1977 nucleotides long. Its product is annotated as lysophosphatidic acid receptor 6-like. Gene Ontology annotation, cellular component: membrane. The transcript has a single exon. Gene Ontology annotation, molecular function: G protein-coupled receptor activity; oxysterol binding. Bases 588 to 1577 code for a protein of 329 amino acids. Gene Ontology annotation, biological process: G protein-coupled receptor signaling pathway. The record is from RefSeq and is a predicted model, not a curated record. NCBI's taxonomy places the organism in Eukaryota, Metazoa, Chordata, Actinopteri, Pleuronectiformes, Pleuronectidae.
AUCCUUUGUUUAUUGCUCUAUUUAGUCUGGCUUUAGUUUUCACAACACGUUUAUCUUCUUAAAAGUAGCUCCUGCAAUGUAGGGGAGAGUCACAGAGGUUUAAGAUCAAUAUAAUAUAAAAUAUAAAAGCAGUAAGAUAAAAAAUGUAUUGUCUCACAAACACCGUUAGAGGAAGUGUUGCCUUUAUCUGUUUUCUGUAUUUUCUUCCGGUUACUUCACUUCAGUCUUUUUGGAUAUUCUCUUCAACAAAUACAGGACCAUGUGUUGUGUGCAGUAUUAAAAAUGUCCAUCAUAGUUUAUAUCUGAACAAAACAGAUGAAUGUGUAAAGUUUCUUGAGAAAUGCAGUAGUAACAAGGACUAGACGUUAAGGAAUGUCGACACAAUGACUGAUCCGAUGAGUAAAACAGUCGUUUCCAAUGUUGUGAGAAACUAAAAGUGGAAAACUCUCAAUGGAAACAUGUUUGUGUUGCUACAGAUAGAGGACGGUGUGUGAGGCAGCAGUGUGAAUUAAAUCCAACCCACACGUUCAUUUGACUUCAUUCACAGACACAUACAAACAAAACAAGCCCUCCAGCAAUCGUUCAUCAUGAACUUGACGGACACCAGCUGCAGCCUCACCUCAGCAGAAUAUCAGUACUCCUUCCUCCCAGUGGUCUACAUCCUGGCGUUAGUCGUGGGUCUACCUGGAAAUCUGGCUGCUCUCUUCGUCUUCACCUUCAAGAUCACCCCUCGCACAGCCUUCAGCGUGUUCAUCAGCAACCUGGCCCUGGCGGACAUCCUCAUCCUCUGCACUCUGCCCUUCAGGAUCCACUACCACCUCCACAGAGACAACUGGGUGUUUGGGGACGUCGCCUGCCGCAUCACUGGGGUCCUGUUCUACUGCAACAACUACAUGAGCCUCUGUUUAAUGGCUUGUAUCUGUGUGGACCGCUACAUGGCCACGGUGCAUCCUCACGCCUACCAGAGGCAGCGGAGGCCCUGGCGCUCUCUGGCCGUGAGUGUGGCGCUCUGGUGCGUUGCUGGAGUGGCGAUGCUGGUCUUCGUCGUCUUGGGGCCUCUGGAAACCAACAUCAACCAAUCUGGAGGCCGCAGUUGUUUCGAGAACUUAUCCAAGCACGAGUGGGACACACGUGCGGGGAUGUACAACCUCCUGGGCCUGAUCUUAUUCUCCCUGGUGCCCACCGUGAUCAUCCUGGUGUGUUACCCGCUGGCUGUGAAGCGCAUCUCCAUGAUCAGGACUAACACAGCCCAAAGAGCCUUGAGGGUCAUUUACACCAUCCUGGCCAUCACGCUGCUCUGCUUCCUGCCCAACCACCUGGUGUAUCUGCUGCACAUCCUGCAACGCACGGGUGUCAUCAAGAGCUGCACCACCGCCAACCGCAUCUUUGAAGCCAGGCGGGUCACCAUGGCCCUCGUCACCCUCAACACGUGCCUGGACCCCGUGCUGUACUAUCUCACCACCGGCCACUUCAAAUGGAGGCUCUUGAAGAUGACAUGGCUGUGUGGACGAGUGGAGAGUAGCAGAGAUGUUAGUACGAUUGCAGUGGACCGAGAAGCUGAACCUGUAGAUAUAUAACUGAAAUAUAACUCUGCUUUCCUUGUCUAUAUAUGAAACUGGAGACUUUUCUAUGAAAGUGUUUAUUAAAAUUGUCAUUUUAAAUCAAAAUAAAGGGAAGGAUCGAAAACAUGCUUUUCUUUAUCUUGUGCGGUUGUGUCUCGUAAUGAGUCUUCAGCAAGCAGACGUUAAGAAUCAACAUUUCUCAUGUUAAAGCAAUGUUAUUUUAUAUAUUUUAAACUUAAAACAGAAGAAGUAGACCUGUGCAAAGAUUUAGGAAUUUGAACAAGUUAUUGUAUUUCUUUUUAAAUUCAUCAAAUAAAAAGCGACAGCACAGUAACAUUUUGAGUACCUGUUGUUUUAAUGUCCAUUCACUACAGGGUUCUUUUUAUAUUGAGUAUCUAGUAUAAUUGUAAUAACU